AGUAAACAAGUUGAGCUCGGUGCGGAGUGGAGUAAUACUGCAGUUACAAUCACUAAGGGCGAAGAAACAAAAGGCAGCGGGACAUGGCGUACAAAACUGCACCAUUAAUGUGCUUAAUGUCUCACCGUUCUGUUAAUUGUAGUAUGAACGUUUGUUCAGUACUCACUCUUGAAGAAUCCCUUACCGGAAAAUGAGUCACUGGGUCAGAAAGUUAUUUCCUAUUUCAGAUAUGUUGAGAAACACACAUGAUCCAAAGAAGGGAGAGGAACUCUCACAGAGAAGGAACUCCACAUUAUCGCCGUACGGAGCUCUACAAAUCUAAUCGUAUGACUGAAGAAACCGCUAAAUAGUGUACUACUGUGGAUUAAUGGCGGAGCAGUGAUUUCAGAAUGGAAAGAAGACACACAUUAUCUCUGAUCCUCCUUGGAUUAUGCAUAAGCACUCAAAUUGUGAAAUGCACCUCGGUGUGUUUAAUUGACGGCUCUGUUGUCCUCUGCAGAGAUAGAGGCCUUAAAGAGGUGCCGAAGCUUCCCACGCAUGUAAAUGAAGUGGAUCUGAGUAACAACAGCAUCGCUGAACUCCAUGAAACAUCCGUUUCUCAGAUGGAAGGUCUACAAGUUCUCAUACUGAUGCACCAAACACCAGGCCUUGUGAUUAGAAACAACACAUUCAGAAGACUCUCUAAUUUAACAUCACUUCAGCUAGACUACAACCAAAGGCUACAAAUGGAUGCAGGAGCAUUGAACGGAUUAUCCAACCUUAAAAAUCUCACUCUCACUCAAUGCAGUUUAAAUGAUUCCAUUUUGUCUGGUGACGUCCUCAAACCUCUAGUGUCUCUUGAGAUGCUUGUCUUACAUGAAAACAACAUUCACAGUAUCCAGCCGGCAUCAUUCUUUUUAAACAUGAGGAGAUUCCAUAUGCUAGAUCUCUCUUACAACAAAGUGAACAGCAUCUGUGAAGAAGACCUCCUUAGAUUUCAGGGUAAACAUUUCAUGUUUCUGCAACUGGCCUCCUUGACACUGCAAGACAUGAAAGAGGACUGGUUAGGAUGGGACAAGUGUGGAAACCCGUUUAAGAACAUGUCCAUAACUACAUUGGACUUAUCUGGAAACGGCUUUAAUGCUAAUACCGCAAAGCGUUUUUUUAACAAAAUCACUGGUACCCAAAUCCAAAGUCUAAUUUUGAGUAACAGUCGCAACCUGGGCAGAUCUUCUGGUAAUAAUUCAAAAGACCCAGAAAGAUUUACAUUCAGAGGUCUUGAGGCGAGUGGUAUUAAGAGUUUUGAUCUGUCCAAUUCAAAUAUUUUUGUUCUGCCAUAUUCAGUAUUUGGUUAUUUGCCAAAUUUGGAACAAAUUUCAUUAGCACAAAAUCAUAUUAGCAAGAUCGAAAAGAAUGCAUUUUUGCGUACGACAAAUUUGCUAAAGCUAGACCUGUCUAGAAACCUCCUGAGUAGUACAAAUUCUGAAACUUUUCAGAAUCUAGAGAAACUUGAGGUGCUUGAUUUGUCAUAUAAUCAUAUAUGGAUGCUUGGGUUUCUGUCAUUUCAAGGACUUCCAAAUCUACUCAGCCUAAACCUAACAGGAAAUUCUCUCAAAUACACACAUAAGUUUGCAACCCUACCAAGCCUGGAGAAGCUCUACUUCGGUGACAACAAAAUUUCACACGUGUCUUAUUUACCCAGCAUUGCUGCAAACCUCAAAACCCUUUACCUGGAUUUUAACAAAAUAUCUUCCAUGUCAGAGCUCUACACGAUACUGGAGAACUUUCCUCAAAUUGAGGAAAUUUUCUUAAGAGGUAACCAGCUUGUUGAUUGCCCUCAUGACGAACACAAAGUGAUUUCACAACAAAUACGAAUCGUUGAUCUUGCAAACGCAGGUUUGGAAGUUAUCUGGUCAGAAGGAAAAUGUUUAAAUGUAUUUAAUAACCUUCGCCAGUUAGAAGCGCUUUUUCUGAAUUCCAACCUACUUCAGUCGCUUCCCAAAGACAUUUUCAAAGACCUUACUAUGUUGUUCUUUUUGGACUUGUCCUUCAACUCUUUGAAGUACCUUCCUAAUGGUAUUUUCCCCAAAAGCCUUCAAUAUCUUAAUCUUCAAUACAACUCUAUUUAUUCAGUAGAUCCAAACCUCUUUAGCACCCUCAGCUACCUCAACCUGCAAGGCAAUGAUUUUCUUUGCGAUUGCAACCUAAGAGAUUUCCAAACGUGGCUAAAUCAAACCGACAUAACUUUUCUUCACCCCAUUGAGGAUGUGACAUGCGCCAGUCCUGAGGAUCAGUACAUGGUUCCGGUUGUGAGGUCCAACAUACAAUGUAAGGAUGAAGAGGAUGAGAGGAGCGCUGAAAAACUAAGGCUUGUGCUUUUCAUUUUCUGUUCCACACUGUUCGUAUUAUUCACUACUGGCAUCAUCAUUUACGUCUGUCGACAUAUAUACAUAUAUAAGCUUUACAAAAAACUCAUUGGCAAACUUGUGGAUGAAAAGCAACAGGAGCUCAACCGUGAUCGGUUCUUGUACGACCUGUAUCUUUGUUUCAGUUCCAGUGAUAUGAAGUGGGUAGAAAGAGCGCUGUUGCAGAGGCUCGACUCUCAAUUCUCAAAACAGAAUACACUCCGCUGCUGCUUUGAGGAGCGAGACUUCAUACCUGGGGAGGACCAUCUUACCAACAUGCGAAAUGCUAUCCAGAACAGUCACAAAACUCUUUGUGUGGUGUCUGAACGUUUCCUGAAGGAUGGUUGGUGCUUAGAAACCUUCAACCUGGCUCAGUGCAGGAUGCUAGUGGAGCUUAAAGACAUUCUAUUGGUGCUGGUUGUAGGGAACAUACCGCAGUACAGGUUACUGAAGUAUGAACAACUGAGAUCCUACAUUGAGAACAGAAGGUACCUUCUGUGGCCGGAUGACGACCAGGACUUGGAAUGGUUCUAUGACCAACUUCUGCAUAAAAUCAAGCAAAACGCCAAGGUUAAACAAACAAAUACUACAGAAAAAAACAAAGAGGUCAAAAACAAUUCUGAAGCAGCAAAUGUUCAUGCAGAAACAGCAGUGUAACUGUGAACGACUUUGUAUGAACAUACCUUUUUUUGCUCUUGGUGAAGUUCUCAACUGGUCUACUGUGUUUGACCUGUUUUCUUUUGGACACUGACGUCUGCAAAAAUGAAGUGUAUUAAGCUUGACACCAUACUGAAUUGUAUAGUUAUAAAAGUUUAUUUUGUAUUAUCCAAAAUGUGCAGUAGCAUGAA
Labeo rohita (rohu) is the source of this 3232-nucleotide messenger RNA. Its product is annotated as toll-like receptor 5. Lineage: Eukaryota; Metazoa; Chordata; Actinopteri; Cypriniformes; Cyprinidae. The transcript is spliced from 2 exons. The coding region runs from base 390 to 3041 and encodes 883 amino acids. Gene Ontology annotation, molecular function: transmembrane signaling receptor activity; protein binding. The record is from RefSeq and is a predicted model, not a curated record. Gene Ontology annotation, biological process: inflammatory response; immune response; toll-like receptor signaling pathway. Gene Ontology annotation, cellular component: membrane.